AUGGAGAAACUCGACAAUGCGGUGAAAGUAGUAGUUGAGACAUUUCGAAAGAUUAAUAUGGAUGUUCCGCCAAAAUUCAAAGAAUCUUUCGGGGAAAUAGAGAAGCUCAACAAGCAAACCGACAAAAAAUUGAGCGCGAAUCAAAAGUUGAAAGUGGAAUUUAUCGCGAAUUAUGAGAAAUUGUCGCCAGAGCUGAAAUGCAAGGGAUAUGAAGCUGUUAAGACCUCCGAACUGGAAAUCGUGGAUCUAUUCACCAAACGAAUGGUGCUCUACGAAGAACUGCAUAAAAAGCUGGCCACUGCGUUUGCCGACGUUCUAGAAUGCUACGAGAAGAAUAAAAAUACACUGGGUCCCAUUGCUGAAAGCGUCAGAAAUUCUGAAAUUACUCCAUCUUCUGCCACGUCAUCAGGAAAUCCAGAAAAAGGGAAACGUGGCAGGAAGAAGAAGAUGGUGAAGGAGAUUAAACAGGAGCCGUUGGAUAAUGGCGAGGAGCUUGGAGAUGUAAAAGAGGAAAAUGGGGAAAAUGAGGAAGAAGAAGAGGAGCAGGAAAAACACUAUUGUUGGUGUCAAUUGGAAAAAGAAGAUCAAAUGGUUGAAUGCGAGAACAAGCGUUGCCCGUUGGAAUGGUUUCACUUCAGUUGUAUUCAAAUGGUCACAGCGCCCGUCGGCGAUUGGUACUGUUCAAUUGAGUGUCGGAACGAGGAUCAGGACGAAAAACGGAAGAGUGGAACAAAAAUUACGCCUGCAGAGGUUGGAACGAUGGGUGGGCUCGGUGCCAGCUCGAUGACAACGACACCGUCGACAGCGAAACGAGGACCGAAGAAGAGGAAAUAA
Messenger RNA from Caenorhabditis briggsae, 834 nucleotides. Gene Ontology annotation, cellular component: NuA4 histone acetyltransferase complex. The record is from RefSeq and is a predicted model, not a curated record. The transcript has 3 exons. Gene Ontology annotation, biological process: regulation of DNA-templated transcription. NCBI's taxonomy places the organism in Eukaryota, Metazoa, Nematoda, Chromadorea, Rhabditida, Rhabditidae. Bases 1 to 834 code for a protein of 277 amino acids.